Messenger RNA from Pygocentrus nattereri (red-bellied piranha), 1981 nucleotides. RefSeq names its product V-set and transmembrane domain containing 2 like (gene vstm2lb). The transcript is spliced from 4 exons. The record is from RefSeq and is a predicted model, not a curated record. Bases 270 to 1199 code for a protein of 309 amino acids. Lineage: Eukaryota; Metazoa; Chordata; Actinopteri; Characiformes; Serrasalmidae.
UCCCUCCGCCACAGUCGCGCCGCUCGCUAAUUCGUGGGCGCCGGAGCGAGGCGGAGGGGAGGUCGUGGAGAAAGAAAGUGAGCCUCAGCGAGUCAGACGGAGGAGAUUCAGCGACACCUUCACUUUUUUCCUCCCUCGACGCGGCAGCAGUCUCUCCGCGGAGGAGCGCGGCGCCCCUGACCGGAGUAGCUGUCAUUCCGCUCUGCGCCGCCUCAUGUGUGGGCUGUGCUGAACUAGCCUAACUCUUGGUGAAGAGCCGUCAGUAAGACAUGGGGCUGUUUGGAGCGCUGCUCUGGAUUUCACAAUAUGUGGCACUUUUCGUCCAGCUAAACGCGUCUCAAGCAGGCGGAAACAUCGAAGUGGACAACCACGUAUCGGGCAACGCCCUUUUCACAGAGGUUCCUCAUGACAUCAUCACUCAGAGCGGUCAGGAUGUGGAGAUGGCUUGCUCCUUCAGAGGAGCUGGCUCUUCCUCUGUCUCCUUGGAGAUCCAGUGGUGGUAUCUUCGGCACCACAGGGAAUGGGCUGAGAAACCUGCCUGGACAACCAAUCAGGCUGUUCCUGUUGAGGAGAUGACGAGGGACGCCACUAAAAUAAGUGUGGUAAAAGUGGCUGGAAGCAACAUCUCUCACAGGCUUCGCCUGUCCAGUGUUAAACCUGCAGAUGAAGGCAUUUAUGAGUGUAGGGUCAUCGACUUCAGCGACAACCAUGCUCAGCACCACAGAGUCCGAGCCUACCUACAAGUACAGCCACCAGGCCCUGGUGUGCAGCUUCACAAUGAGGGCCAACAGCUGCAUAGUGGCAACCAAAUCAACAGUGGGGACCAAACUCCCCAUCAUGGAAACCAUCAUGUACAGAAGGAAAGAGAAAGAGAUGAGCAGAAUAAGGCAGACCAAGAGCUCCAUCAUGGAGACCAUAAGCUUCAUCAGAAGGAACAUCACAGGAGUCAUCAUGGUGAUCAAGCUAAUGAAGGAGAGAAGAAGGAUUCAUCUUCUGCUCUACAUCAUGGUGAACAUCACCGAAAGGACCAUCAGCAUCUCCAUGAGGGGGACCACCAACAAGUCCAAGAGGUGGAUCACUUUGAGGAGAACAAACAUACAAAAGCAAGCAAGAAGAGUCAAGCAAAAAGCCACCAGUCAGAAGUCAAAGGCCAGAAGAGACAUUCCAAUGACUGUUCAUCUGAUGCCUGUGUCCUCUAGAGCAGCUGAGAGGAAAUGAACCAAGGAGAAAGGGACUUUUUGUGAAUGAGGAGCGAAGAGAAAAGAGAGAAGAUGAUAAAGUAAAGGCUGUAGACAGGAAGUGAAAAGAGUGCAUGUGAAAACAUCUUCAUGAGAACGUUCGUAAAUCUCAAGGAGAAACGGACAGACUUGAGCAAUGUGUACUAGUUGUUACUAUGCGAUAUCUCCAUUUAUUGACCCAUGCUUUUGCUCUUCAGUGCGUAUCUUUCAAACAUGCCUAACUUUGUUGUGUUGGCCUAGGUGAUUUGUCUAAAGGCUGGAUUUGAAGAUUUGGCUAGAGGGCAUCUUUUUGCUUUAUCUCUCCGCUUCAUCUGAAACCUCUGAAUGAUGUAAUUGUGUGUGUGUGUGUGUGUGUGUGUGUGUGUGUGUGUGUGUGUGUGUGUGUGUGUGUGUGUGUGUGUGUGUGUGUGUGUGUGUACACUGUACAGUACAUUUUUUGGGAAAUGACUCUUUAUGCUUUGAAAUACAACCAAAUUUCAAUUUCCAAAAUCAGCUUUUGCAUAAAGGUUCACCAAAAAGAACUGCAGCUCAGCAGCGUUUUGAUGUUUUCUGCUUUCAUAUUGUAGGGAAAAAAUAAGUAUCUAUAUUCUACGCUGUGUCUCUCUUGAGUUUACUAUGUUCUGCUUUGAUGUUUUGUAUCAACUUUAAAGUACAAGUUCUGUAAAUUUCUGGAUACCUUCUAAUGUGUUGGUGUGGAUGGAGAAAAUACCCCUCUGAAAUAUUAAAUUAAUCACAUAAACUUA